Heterobasidion irregulare TC 32-1 is the source of this 1401-nucleotide messenger RNA. RefSeq lists its product as uncharacterized. Bases 1 to 1401 code for a protein of 466 amino acids. The record is from RefSeq and is a predicted model, not a curated record. The transcript is spliced from 4 exons. NCBI's taxonomy places the organism in Eukaryota, Fungi, Basidiomycota, Agaricomycetes, Russulales, Bondarzewiaceae.
AUGGCCAAAGAUGAUGUCCAAGACAACUUCUGGACUAUCGAGACCGACACCUUUCUGGACCACGUCCUUGGCUGGAAGACUGCUGACAACAACGUCCGCAAUGUCCUCCACACGCUGAACUCGUCUUCAGCCCAGUGGCUUUCCCUACCGAAGGUUCCGAAGCUAGAGAAGGAGCUCUACUCUUCAUUCGCAGAUACUGCCAACGCAAUCAUCGCUGCCUGCAGCGCCACUAAUCCCAUAGUUGAACUCGCGCUUGACAUCUCCUGGCAAGCGGGUCCUAAUAAAAGCCCGAAGUCUCCCGACCGGUGGUCGCCGCAGAUUCGCCCUGACUCGCUGGCCGUUAUCGGACUAAAGGACGCCCUAGAUGAGUUCAAGAGACUCGACACACGGAUUCAAGAUCUUGAGCACCAACUGGGCUCUGGGCCGGAGGAAGAAGCUGAAAAGGAGGAUUUGAAGCUUCAGCGAAAGGAGGUGCUGAAGAAAUGCGAGUUAUGGUGGUUGCGUGUUCAUAUUCCUGUUGAGAUGAAACUGAAGAACAGUAAGGAGGAGAUGUUGGAAGGGAUACUCCAGCUCUGCAGCUACAUGUGGAUGGUGCUCGCCGAGCAACUGGACCGGCGCUUUGCUAUAGGACUUCUGUUGUGCAAGUCAAAGCUUACAGUAUGGAUGUGUGACCGCUCUGGUUUGGUCGGAACACGCACCGCGAUCGAUAUCCAUGCCGAGCCUAAAAAGUUCAUCAAGGUCAUCAUAUCUUUGUCUCGUCUCAAUCCCUCUAGGCUCGGUUGGGACACAACAAUGCGUAUCUAUCGCAUGGAGACGGCUACAUAUCACUUCUCCACAGAUAAGGAUGUGACCGUCGACUACUAUGGUGUGAGCCCACAUGAGACGACUUGGGCUAUACAAGGUCCGAGAUCUGACGGAAACGAGGGCAAAGACAGGUACUUGACGGUCAAAGCUCUCAGUACCGUGCAAGCGCAGGUGAUGGAAGGUCGAGCGACGAUUGUGUGGCUUGUUGUGAACGAGAGAACCAUGGAGCGGUUUGUGCUCAAACAGUCGUGGCGUCCGGAGAUGUUGCAGACUGAAGCAACAUUCCAUAAAUUCCUGUCCAAGCCACCCUCUAUUCACAUCUGCGAUAUCGUCAACUCGGUCGACAUCAGAGUCAUGGACGACGAGCAGGGAGGCAUGGUGGUCAACAACACGGUCAAUCACAUUCGUUGCAGCGUGGAGGUCCAAGCCUCUUCACUCAAGAGAAGUAAGUUGCCUAAAGAUCCCGGAGCAUCCGAAUUACGCUCGACCAAGCGCAAGAAGCCGGAGCUCGAUGAGUCCCAGCCCCAUGAAAGCUUUCUUCACGUUACAUUGACUUCUUCUGAGGUCUUGAAAUUCCCUGUCAUUGCCGACAGAUGA